Messenger RNA from Limulus polyphemus (Atlantic horseshoe crab), 5176 nucleotides. It is a transcript of the gene Gyf, whose product is annotated as GRB10-interacting GYF protein 2-like. Gene Ontology annotation, molecular function: protein binding. Bases 210 to 4322 code for a protein of 1370 amino acids. The record is from RefSeq and is a predicted model, not a curated record. The transcript has 32 exons. NCBI's taxonomy places the organism in Eukaryota, Metazoa, Arthropoda, Merostomata, Xiphosura, Limulidae.
AGAGGACAGCAUUGUUAUCCCGGAUUCAAUCUAACAGUCACGUGACCCAAGGUGCGGCCACCUUUCUUCUAUGCUGUCGUGUCGUCGGCUGAUAUUUGCCUAAAACCUCUUAACUCACACAAAAAGGAAAGCUGUAGUUCUAUAUCUCAACUUUAAUUCAAAACAGAAGUAUAACAGUAUAGCAGCUCUUAGAUCUACCAAGUUCAACAAUGGCUGAAAGUGCUUUGAAGUUUGGACCUGAAUGGUUGAGAAACCUAUCUCAUGGAAAUAGCCUAACUUCUCCACCUCCAAUGCUUGGGGGACCUCCAAAAUACAAACUUUCUGAUUAUCGGUAUGGUAGAGAAGAGAUGUUAGCGCUGUUUGAAAAAAAUACCAAGCCACCAGAAGAGUUACAAGAUUUUCCGUCUCUCUUAAUUGAGAAAUGUCAGAUACCAUUGGCACUUGUUCCUAUGUUAGAAGAUGAACAGCGUCUUUGGGCACGAUCGGUAAAUAGUGAUGCAGUAUUAAGACUUAAUUCAAAAGGAGUGCUCUCGGAACGAGGCAAUGGGGCACCGCCAGUGCGGGGUGGCCGAGGAGGAUCAGUGGAUCGAGGAAGAGGCAGAGGACGUGGUGGUUAUUAUCAGAGAGGGAUAGAGUAUGAAGAUGGCAUUGAUGCUCCUCCUGGUGGCUUUUCACGUACUCGUCACUUUGAAAGAAGUCAAAGCAUUGGUGAAAAAGAACAGAGGUGGAAUGAAAGGGACAGAAGACUGGACAGAAUUCCAGGAAGGGGAGGUAGUAUUGAUGAUGCAUCUAACAUUCCGAGAAAAGAUGGAGCAAGGUUGGACAACUGGAGAGCAGGGCCUCGAGAUUUAGAAAGGGGAGAUGAGGAUGGUUCAUGGCGGACAGCUGGAUCUCGAGGCCUUGAUAAAUGGGGGAGAGGUUCAUCUAAACAUCAUGCAGACAGAGAUAGAGAUUCAUUACAUGAAACAGAGCCAGGUUUUAUUCGCAAUGGUCCAACGAAGCCCCCUUUUUCUCAUAGAAGAUCAGCUCCUGUUGAAUCAUGGGAUGAUGAAUUGGUUGGUGGUGACCAGUUACCGGAAUGGAGUGUAACAGAUCCCGAAAAAGUUGGAACUUUUGAUUCUUCAGGUGCCUUCAGAGAGAAUAAGGAUUGGGGUAGUCCUUCAGGUGACGAGUCAGAAGGGGAAAACCAUAAAAAUAACUUACAAAUUUCUAAACCAAAGCAAGACAUGCCCAAGUCAUCAGAAACCAAUAGCAAAGAAGUACCAAGACAUCCAUCACCCUCAUCACCUAGUGGGAAAAAUGUGGAAGGAAAACAUAAAGUAGAACCUAUGGUUCAGGAAAAUAAAGUCACAGAACAUUUUAAACCUAAAAGUGAUACUCCAUCUGUAAGUAACAAUAUAGAACGUGGACAUUCUCCUGAUGUCACAAAAACAAAGGUAUCAGAAUCCCCAGUUAUUGCUACAUGUAUUGGGAACAGUGUGAACUUAGUGAACUCGCAGUUGAGACUCCCUGCUGGCAUUACCCAUAAUGACCUUGGCAACAACUCUGUUCAAAAUAGUGUAAAGUUAGAAUCCUCACAGACUUUGAGAUCUCAGGAAGAAGAUGGAUUUGCCCAAUUAGAAAAAGCAGCAGAAAACUUAGUUGCUCAGUGGACUGCUGAGGAAGACGCAGUAGAUAAAACAGCAGUUUUUCCACCACACCAUGAAGAUGCUUACAAGUGGUUCUACAGAGAUCCACAGGGAAGAAUUCAAGGUCCUUUCACCUCUCCAGAAAUGCUAGAAUGGUUCAGAAUGGGCUACUUCAGUAUGGCUUUGAUGGUGAGACGAGGAUGUGAUGAAAGGUUUGCUCAGCUAGGUGAACUUAUCAAGAGUUGGAAUAGAAUUCCAUUUAGUUCCGGUCCUAAUCCACCUCCUCUCAGGGCUGGCCCACCCCUACCCACACCCUUAACCAUUCCGAUGACAACCCCUUUGCCUCAGGGUGGAGUCCACCCUCUCAUAACUCAACCUACAGACCAAGAACAAAAGUUGAGGCUGUUGCAGAGUCAAAUUCUUCAACAUCAGCUUCAACAGAGUGUGCUACAAAGAAUGCAAUUAGCUUUUAUGGGCACGUUUUUGAAUUUGCGUUUGCAUCUUUCACUAUUGCAAAAAUCAGUGGUUGAAGUUGGAGUUCUGGUUUUGUGUCUAGCAGUGGUUGAAGUUGGAAUUCUGGUUUUGUGUCUAGCAGUGGUUGAAGUUGGAGUUCUGGUUUUGUGUCUAGCAGUGGUUGAAGUUGGAAUUCUGGUUUUGUGUCUAGCAGUGGUUGAAGUUGGAGUUCUGGUUUUGUGUCUAGCAGUGGUUGAAGUUGGAAUUCUGGUUUUGUGUCUAGCAGUUGAAGUUGGAGUUCUGGUUUUGUGUCUAGCAGUAGUUGAAGUUGGAGUUCUGGUUUUGUGUCUAAUAGUGCUUGAAGUUGGAGUUCUAGUGAUUGAUGUAGGGACACUACACGAAUGGAUCACUGAUGCAUUAGCUACUACUACAACUAAUAUGCUGGCCAACAAAUGGAUGGAAAUAAAAUUUGGAUUUGAUAUAUUUAGGGCCAAAAACUUAAAGAACUUUUUUCCACAUCUUGUACAGGAAAAAGAACAAAGAGAAGAAGAAGAGAGAAGAAAGCGGGAAGAAGAAGAAGAGAAACUGAAGAAGGAAGAAGAACUAAAAAGACAGAGAGAACAAGAAGAGGAGAGAAGGAGACAAGAAGAACUAAGAAUAAAGGCUGAAGAAGAAAGGCGCCAAGAGGAAUUGCGUAGACAAGAAGAAUUGAGAAGAAAACAAGAAGAGGAAGAAAGAAUAAGACUAGAAGAGCAAAGAAGGUUGGAGGAACAGAGGAGGUUGGAAGAACAAAGAAGGCAAGAAGAGAUCCAGCGGAGAUUAGAGGAGCAGAGAAUGCAAGAAGAACUCCAACGGAGGCAGGAAGAACAACGGCAGCUCGAGGAGUUACAAAGGCAGCAAGAACAGAAGAGACUAGAAGAAGAACGGCUUGCAAGAGAGGAGGAAAGAAGAAAACAAGAAGAAAAGGAGAGACGAAAAAGAGAGGAGGAAGAACGUAAAAAGAGGGCAGAAGAAGAAGAGAGGAGGCAGAGAGAAUUAGAACAUCAGCGACAAUUGGAAGAGCAGAGGGAGCUUGAACAGAGGGAGAUAGAAAAGCAACGUGAACUUCAGCGACAGCUUCAACAACAAGAGGCUCUUCGUAAACUCCAAGAACAGCAGAAAGCAAAAGCUCAAGUACCUGCAUGGGGUGGACAAAAACCAGUUGUUCACUCAAAUCUCUCUUUGGUGGAAAUCCAAAAACUUCAACAAGAGAAAGAACAAGAGGAAAGAGAAGAGCGUCAGCGUCAACAGCAGCUUUUACAACAACAGCUGCAAACAUUACAACAGGUACAGCAACAAAACAAGACUUCCCUCACAUGGGCACAAAGGCCCAACAGUGCAGGAGGGAAGGUAAAAUCACUUGCUGAAAUUCAGCUAGAAGAAGCAGAGCUUGCCAGAAAGCAGGAACAAAAACAACAGAAUCACCAACCAACAAGUGUCCAGAAUCUGACCUCAGGGGUUUGGAGUAAUGCUGCUACAAGUCUUAGUUGGGGUUCCAUUUCACCCCCUUCCAACAGUAAUCCUUGGGGUGGGAGGGAGAACUCUUUAGUUGUUAGUGCUACGGGAGGUUUCUGGGAUGAUGCAGUCAGUAUCAGUAACUCCAAGAAGUCUACAAAAUCCAGUGAGAGUGCCUUUCCAGUCCUUGGAAAUAAGAAUUCUACACCAGCUGCUACUAGUAUGUCCAAUAAGAUGAAAGCCAUGCGUGCCAAGAAAGAAGAGGACAACUUGAAGAAAUUAUUUGAAACGCACACUAAAAAGCAGACUGAUGAAUUUACUAGAUGGUGUAAUGAUGCCUUGACCAGCCUUCCCUCCUCUGUUGAUAUUCCUACUUUCAUUGCAUUUUUAAAAGAAGUUGAAUCUCCUUAUGAAAUACAUGAUUAUGUGAGAUCCUAUCUAGGAGAAAGUAAAGAAUCAACUGAAUUUGCCAAAGAGUUUUUGGAGCGGCGAAGUAAAUAUCGUAAUCAGUCCAAGCAAGCUCCAGCUGAGGCUAACAUGUGGGGUCCAGCUCCAGCAAUAACACCUAUUGUCAACAAAUCUGUUAUACAACAACAAGAACUAGAUGGUGGCACAGGUGGUGGGAAAGGAAAAAAGAAGAAAAAGAAUAGGAUGCAAAAGCUCGACAACUCACUGCUUGGUUUCACUGUCCAAGCAGAUCCUAAACGGACCAAUGUUGGUGAAAUAGACAUGCCACCUGUCCUUUGAUUUGAAAAGAUGACACUACAGAUAAUUGUUAUACCAUCAGCCGAAUCCACCUUCAAGGGAUUGAAUGUGUUUCUGGGUUCUUAAGUAAUUUGGAACUACUAGUCUUUCUUUGGUCAUCAGCAGGAAGGACUGUUAAUAAUAAAAGUUUUGGUCUUUUAAAAAAAAAUGACUUGAUUUUCAACUACUACUUACUGUAAAAAAUAACUCUUGAUUGUUCAUUUAGAAAUUGUCUGGUUGAAAAUAAAAAAACAAUUAAAUUUUUUUCUAUAUAUAUAAAUUAAUUCCUUAGAAUAUACUAGUUCUUUUAACAUUCUAGUGUAUGAAUUUCAAAUGCAGCCACUACACAAUUUGGAAGUGUUUGUUCAAGUAUUUUUUUCCUUACCAGCAGCUAGUAAGGAAGUACUUUUGUUUUUACUUUUUCUUUAAUUGCUUUGACAGAAGUACUUAAUUUUUCAAGUCAGUAUGUAUUGUUAUACAGUUAAAGUAAAAAAAUUAGAAAUAAAUUAAUUUAAGUUAUUUCCAUUCAUCUCCCUAACUGUAACCACAACAGUCUUAAUAAAAAAAAAAGUAACAGGUUGAUAUGGGAAAUAAAAGUUCUAUCUAUCCAGAUCACAAAGAAUAUGACAUUGUGAUACUUUUUACACCCUUAAAGGCAAUUAAGUGAGCAAUAAGUGUCAGUUGACAGGACUUAUAAAAUGUGUGCAAAAAUAAUUAUGAUGCAAUUUAAGGUAUGAUGGUUUCACCAUUUCCAAAAAACUUGCUGAUUCUUGUAAGUAUUUGUUAAGAAUUUCUUAUAUGAUGGGAAAUCAAUUCUCUGUAGACAGUGUAAAUAAAUUUUGAAAGUGCAUUGUUAA